This is a messenger RNA of Aspergillus wentii DTO 134E9, 3702 nucleotides long. RefSeq names its product putative ubiquitination network signaling protein. The record is from RefSeq and is a predicted model, not a curated record. Bases 276 to 3323 code for a protein of 1015 amino acids. Lineage: Eukaryota; Fungi; Ascomycota; Eurotiomycetes; Eurotiales; Aspergillaceae. The transcript is spliced from 2 exons.
CCCCCCCCCCCCCCAAUCCAUAUCCGUCUAAAUUCUUAUCUGCAUCUUUCCUUAUUCUUCUUCUCUGUCCUUUCGGUCUCCCUGUUCACUCCUUCUGUCAUUCUCUUUUCCCGCACACUUCCCUGAUUCAUUCCCUCCACCUCGGCCUUUCACCACCCCUUCCCUCCCCUCCCUCCCCCAAUACUCCACACUGUCUUCGCUCUCACUUUUCGCCUGGUCCAAGUCCUUGGCUUCUUCUUGCCAAGUUGACUCGGACCUGGUUAUAAGGCUCGUCCAUGCCACGUUCAUCAGCUACGGCCCGGAAGAGUAAUAGCAAUCGGCAAGAGAAUGGCCUCGUCGGUCCCGGCAAGAAAGUGACCAAGCAAAAAUCAAAUGGACAUCUGAAUGGGAACGCCAGCAGCGGCUCUGCACCGGUCUCCUCUCAAGUCGACUUGCUUUCGUCUCGCUCUUCAAGCGAUCCCGCCAUCGCGUCGGUAGCGACUGCGACCAAAGUCAACGGAACGGCGGAUAGCUCCAAAUCGGAUGGCAAUGGGCGUGGUUAUCCGAAUGGGUACAGCAAGGGCAAUUCGGAUAUGUCGCACGAGCAAACAAAUGGGGAUGCGGCGCCGAACGGUAGCCUGACCGGCCAGGCCUCGCGUCGCUCGGAUAAGUCCACGCUUGGUUUCAAGAGGUCCGGUUCGAAUUCCUCGAUCAAUCCGCUCCAGCUGGCGUCGACUAUUCUCAAAUCUUGCCCCAUCUACGAUACGAUUGCCAUCCUGAUCUUCCUGCUGCAGCUCCCGCCUAUGGUUCUUACGUUGGUCCAGUUUCUCUUCGCCUCCCUCACCUUUAUGCCACCUGGUGGCGCGUCGUCUGGUUCGUUGUCGUCCAACUUUGACAUCUUCCAGGGCCCCGCCGGAACGCCAUCCCUUGGUACAAUGAUAGCGAUGGAUGGGUUCUGUCUGCUUUUUUGGGGUCUCUUCAUGUGGACGUGGGCGCAAAAUUUUGCAUUGGAUUUGGCCCACGUUCAGGUCGCCAUUACACUGGGUGGAGGAGGUUCGGGAAAAAAUGGAGGUGUCAAUACUCUUUGUGUUGGUAUCGUUCUUGUUUUACACAUCCUCCGCAGUAAAGGUAUACAGGAUUUUGUUAUUGGUCAUCUUCUUUCUUCAAAAAUCAUCAGUCCCGAUAUAUUGUCGCAAUACUCCCAUUUCUUACCGCCUGAAUUUCGACGUACCGAGCCGCAGACAUCCCCGAGUUGGUUACGGAGCUUGCUUGCCGUCCAUAUACUAGCCCAAGCCGGCACCGCAAUGGCAAGGCGCUCAAUGGCCAAAAAUAGGUCUCCCACACCGUCUCGAACAGGAAAACGUGUCGAUACCGAAGCAUCCGCGGGUUCACAAACGCAAAUUGAUUCCUCGUUCGAAUCCGGUGCAAGUGUCUCCUCUUUCAUCGGCCCCGAUGGUCAAAUCAUUCCGGCGUCGUCGCUCAAAGACGGCAGGGAUCGAUUAAUCUCGGCGAAGAAACGUAGGAGGCAGGCAAAUCAGGUGCGGAGUCGCCAACCAUUUUGGGCUGCGCUCGCUAGUACAAAGGUUACCGUUAUGAGGGAAUAUGAACAUUCACGGGUUUUGUCGAAAACAGGUCGAAGCUUUACAAUGACUGAGGAGGAUCUUCAAGGCGUUUCUUUGGACGAUGGGUUGGUUUGGGUCACCGAAGUUGAUAGUUCUACAAUCAAGUUCGCUGCCGGGGAUUUUUCUUCGGCAGAUGAUGCCAUCGUGAAUGGUGCCUGCGAAGCUGGGCACCUCGGUGAUGAGAUGGAGCCAUUCUAUGUCUGCGUCAAUGGCGCCCUCUGGGCGACUGCGAACAUCUGCAAAGUGGAGGACUCUGACAAGGGAUCGAGCGCUGUUAACUGGCGUGGCGAGAUAUCUGGUCUCGCCCCCAAUUGCGCUUAUACUUGUUCCUUUGUGCGAAGUGAUAAUGACGAAGAGAUCUGUGUCAUGAGUGUCAAGACUCCCGCCACAACUGACACAGAGCAAGCUGUAUCUUCCGUCGCUCCUCCGCCGCAACCGUCCUACCGCCCCUCGUCUCCGACCACCACACUCAAGAAUUCCAUCGUCAACGCGGAAGCCAAACUGAACGAGAAGCGUUCUCGGUUGAAGAAAGCUAAGAAUGAUCACAAGCUCGUGGUUUCCAAGAUCAAGAAAGAGCUGGACAAUUACAACCAUCGUCUUCACAGUGGAACGGAUGAAAACAGACAAAAGCAACGCUCCCUUCAACUGGAGCGGAACAUUCGCCAGACUGAGGAAGCUACCGCCGCUCUCGAGGCUCAACUUGACGACAUGGAGAACGUACCCGAGGAGGAGAUUCAGGAAUGGAAAACACAAAAAGCCAACUUUGAGAAGGAACUGGAACUUUUCAACUCAACCAAGGAGGAGCUUGCUUCGGCGCGUUCUGCUGUCGCUCGGGAAAUUUCCUCGUUGGAAUCUGACUUGAACUCGACUAUUCAGAGGCGGGAACGUCUUCAGGGUCGUCGGACCAGAGUCAACGAGCAAUAUGAGAGAAUUAUAUCUGCCAAUGCCCAGGGACUCAACGAAAGGGAGCGUCGUGCCGCGGAACAAUUUGCAAGGGAGCAGGACCAUGCGAAGCUUGAAGCCAACUUCAACGAGCAAUUCGCCAGCAUCAGCCAGUCCGUGCAGGAUUACCAGUUACGCACCAGUCAACUUUGGCACCAAUCGUCUGCUAUCGAGCAAGUCAUUCAGCAGCAACAGCAGCAGAUGCUCAUGGACCCUGGCCCGCUCACUCCCGAAGGCAAUUUGCCGGGCACCAAUCCUCUCCCCGAGACCUCGGGUAUGUCCCUGGCUGCACUGACAUCUACAGCGCCGAACACUAGAUCGCUACUCGGGCUUAGCUUUCCUCCGCUGAAGUCGAGUCCCCUCCAGCAUGCAUCGUCUCUCGCUGGAGCAGGAUCCUCUCGCCCGACCAGCCCGGGACAGCCGUCUUAUCUGCAGCAAUUUCCGACCUCUCCGCUCGCCACUACCAACUCGUAUUUCGGCACAGAUUUGAUCCACCGCGACCGAUCCUUCUCGAACCGAUCCGGCCGGAGCAGUCAAUAUGGAUCCGAUCUUAUGGAUGCGAGCCGCCUCCCGUCUUUCCAACCCGAGCUACCCGAUAUGGUGUCUAUUAAGAGGAGGAGCUCUGGAUCGGAGAGCAAUGCUUUGAACUCCGGUCUGAGACCUGUUUCUAGCCCAUUCCAGCGGGUUGGUAGUCGUGGAAGUGGCAGUGGAAGCGGUGCCAGUGGUGGAAGCGGUAGCGGAAGUGGCAGCCCGAAUUCUGCGCGAGGCAAAGGAAACUAGAAAUAGUUUACUUUGUAGCCGUUGCGGUAGCUGUAUAGCCUCCAGUUGCAUAUGUUCUGUCUUCAUUUCUCCUCGUGUUAUCCUUCUCCGACGUGGCCCUGGAUGAGUGAGCUUUCCUGGGAUCCAUGAUCCCCGUUUCUGCGACCUCAUCUUCAGCGCUCCGAAGAGCUUAGCAUGGCCUGUGGUCAAUCUUGCGUCCUUCAUCUUUUGUAGAUCUCAUCUGAAACCGUUCAUCUAUUCCAUGUUCAUGUGUAUUCAGUGACACCUGUAAAUCACCAGUAACUGAUACAAUGGUGUACCUAGCAAAGAAUGGUCAAAAUUGAAGCACCCCAAUCUGCAUAUACACUACACUUAUAAUUGCAAAAGUAUAUCUUGACGC